UCAGUUCACAGUUGUCAAAUGAAUUGGAAACGCGAUUGUCGCAUGGUGGCCGAUUGUUUUUCUAAAUACAUGCGAGUCGCGACCAAAAUGAAGAUCCCUGAGAAAACUAUAAAUAAGUUAAAGAAAAUAAAGAAGAAGGUUAAUAAAAUUCAACAUAAAACAGAACAAGUCCUUGUUGUAGCCCAGGAAAUCAAGUUUGCACGUUUACUCUCUGGAAACGAGAAAAAAACUCGUGACAGAGUGCUGAAGGCGCUGAAAAAAUGGCUUUUAAACUGUUUCGAGAAAGGCUACGAAUUCAAAGAGGAUGACUUCACCCGAGUAUGGAAAGGGUUGUUCUAUGCCGUGUGGAUGUCAGACAAACCACUCAUACAGGAAGACCUAUGUGAGAAGAUAUCAGAAGUCCUAGACCUGUUCCCUGCCUCACAGCUCCGCGCUGCUCUGCUGAUGUUCAAGGCAGGGCUCCGUAUACUGGCCACCGAGUGGUACGGGCUCGACCAGCAUCGCACUGACAAGUUUCUUAUGCUGGUCCGCCGCUACCUGCGCGCCAGCUUGCGUUGCCUGCAGCGCCGGCAGUGGAGCGUCAAGAGCUGCAAGUUGUACGCCAGCACCCUCGCCGGCACUGACGGUAUCCUGGCCCUGAAGACGCCUCACUACGCGCGCAACGCCCUCUCCAUGUUGCUGCAUGUACUGGACUGCUACUUGGAAGAAAUCGCCAAGGUAUCAAACGGCGAAAUACCAGAAGCCAGCCUGGUUGAACUGCUGCGUCCAGUAUGUGAGUACAUGUGUAGGGGCGAAGCUCCCUCCGUGUGCGCGGCGGCGCGGCGCCUGCUCACCGCGCUACUGCGGCAGAGCGACGCGGGGCUCCAGUACCAACAGGCUACGGCGGCCUGGCAGAAGAUGGGAUGCCCGGAAGGUGGACCUGAUGCCCUGGAGCUGGUGUCAGAUUCGGAAGAUGAUGAUGAGGAACAGCAGAACGGUGAUGAUGACAGCGUUGUGGAAAUCAGUGAGAAGCCCCUGGACCCGCGGGCGGGCCGCGUGGACGUGGAGUUGCCGAGCCUGCCGGUGCCGGCCCGCGAGCUGGCGAGCAUCCUGCGCGGCGAGCUCGCCACCACACACGCUAGCACGCAGCGCAGGGUGCGGAUAUGUUUGGAGCGUUUCGAGAAGCUAGCAGCGAACGACUACCCCCUCCGGCUCCCCCUUCCUGUGGAGGAGGAGUCGGCCCCCCCUGUGAAGCCCAAGAAGGCGGCCCACUCCCUGCACGCGCUGGAGAAGAAACUCAUCACUGCCAGUGAUGAACUGGCGCUCAGAGGUCUGAGCCGCAAGCACCGCAAGCGUCUCCUGGCCAAGAGUCGGUCGGGGACCUCCAUCAUUGAGGAGUUGGACACCGCCAACCAGAAGCUCAGCAACACUGCUACUAACGGCUGGCAGAUCGAAGAAACGAAGGAACCAGCCGCAAAGAAACAGAAACCCAACUCAAGCAACAAUAACAAGGAAAAUAAAAAGCGGAAACAUGACGGAAAACUACCGAGCGAGGGGAAAAAACGGAAAAUUAACGGAAAUGUCGAUGGUAAACCAGAUACAGUGAGCAAGGAUGGUGCGGACGUAGGACUUAAAGCUAAUGCUAGCAGUAAACAUAAGAAAGUAGAAAAUGGACAUACUAAGAUAGAAAAUAAUAAAAAUAAGAAAGUAGAAAAUGGACAUGCUAAAGUAGAAAAUAAUAAAAAUAAGAAAGUAGAAAAUGGACAUGCUAAAAUAGAAAAUAAGAAAAUAGAACACAAAGAUAAAGCUAAACAUGCUAAAAGUACAGAAAAGAAUAAUAAACCUUUAGUUACUAAGACUAAAGUUAGUCAAGAGCAUAAUAAUAAGAAUACGAAUGUUGAGAAAAGUAGCGACGUUACAGUCAAGGAUAAAAAUAAAAAGGCUGAAGCACAGAAUGUUAAAACUAAUGAAAGUAAUAAAAAAUCUACAGAAACACAGAAUGUAAAGAAAAAUGAAAAUAAACAUGAGAAAAAUACGAAACCGGCUAAAAAUCCAACUUUAGUUGUGAACAAAGUGAAACAAUUUCAGAAACAAAUAAAUAAAUUUGACAAGAAAUCUGAAGCUAAGACUGUACAUUACAAUACUACGCCCAAAAAAGUUAAAUUCGUUUUGAAAAAUAACUCGAUGCAACAACCGGUGGACUACUAUAAGAGUGUUCGACAGAGCCCUAAUAUACCAUUCGAUGGGUCUAAGAAACCCACUAAAACUAACCUGAAACCCUCUACCCCAUCACCUAUAAACCCGUUUUUCAAGAAGAAACUUAGACUUAAAUGAUUUAUUUAAGAUUUAAUUCAGUUAUUAUUAUGUAUCUUGCGAUAUGGUGAUGAUAAUUAAUCCAUCUAUAUAUAAAAAAAAUACAUAAUAUUAUACACGUAUUUUUUUUUCACCAAAUAAAAUAUCCCAUAUCUGACCAAAGGCCUCUUCUCACACGGAGAAGGUUUGAGCAUUAAUCACCACGCUUGCUCAAUGCGGGUUGGCGAUUUCAAACUUAUAUUUAGAAAUUAUAAGCCCAGGUUUCCUCACGAUGUUUUCCUUCACCGUUUGUCAGUGGUGUCUAAAUAAUCUUA
Molecule: messenger RNA, 2606 nt
Organism: Spodoptera frugiperda (fall armyworm)
Lineage: Eukaryota; Metazoa; Arthropoda; Insecta; Lepidoptera; Noctuidae
Gene: Nnp-1
Product: ribosomal RNA processing protein 1 homolog
Exons: 12
Coding region: 19-2313 (764 amino acids)
Biological process (GO): rRNA processing
Cellular component (GO): preribosome, large subunit precursor; preribosome, small subunit precursor; nucleus
Source: RefSeq, a predicted model, not a curated record